Messenger RNA from Spea bombifrons (plains spadefoot toad), 545 nucleotides. It is a transcript of the gene SMKR1, whose product is annotated as small lysine rich protein 1. The transcript is spliced from 2 exons. The coding region runs from base 118 to 360 and encodes 80 amino acids. Lineage: Eukaryota; Metazoa; Chordata; Amphibia; Anura; Pelobatidae. The record is from RefSeq and is a predicted model, not a curated record.
AUGCGCACGUGGGAAAAGCGUUGAAGGUAUCCAUGGCAAAGUAGGAUGCGGAAAGCUUUGUGGUUUGAUCUGUAGCCGAAUCUCCGGAGACACCGACCCCCUCCGGGACAAUCCUUCAUGCCUACCAAAAGUGCCAAAUCUAAGGGGUCGGGAAAACCCCACAGCAAGGGCAAGAAAUCAAAGAAGUUGAAAAAAAGCAAAACACCCAAACCAGAAGUGGAUAUUCUCAGCCCUGCUGCCAUGUUAAAUGCCUAUUACAUCUCUCACAACGCUGUGGACUGUUUGGGAUUCAGGGGCUUUCGCUGGAGUGGGGCACCAAAAAAGAAAGGCAAGAAAGGAAAGAGCGGAAAGAAAAAAUAGUUGUUGUAAAUAUCCGUCGAAGCACCGUUUCCAAGAUAUUUCAAAGAACACCUUAAAACAAUGUUAAGAAACAGGUAGUUAAGACCCUCGUAUUGCCAGAACUCAGCCAUGGUGGAUUUCAGUGCCAACCACAAUAAUCGAUUUCCAAGGUUCAAAGUAUAGUAAUAAAUGCAGAAUUUCAGUUA